Nothoprocta perdicaria is the source of this 1152-nucleotide messenger RNA. It is a transcript of the gene CUNH6orf58, whose product is annotated as chromosome unknown C6orf58 homolog. The transcript is spliced from 6 exons. Bases 1 to 1152 code for a protein of 383 amino acids. The record is from RefSeq and is a predicted model, not a curated record. Lineage: Eukaryota; Metazoa; Chordata; Aves; Tinamiformes; Tinamidae.
AUGUGGACAUGCUGUGGCAUACAUGCUCUGCUGCUUGUAACAGCUGCUACCCUGAAUUCAGAGGCUGCCAUCAGAGGGAAAAAUACCGUCAGAGAAGAUGUCUAUCCUCCUCUGUGGGAUUCUGUCCCUGAAAACCUUCUGGAUUUCCCAGUAGAAGGCGACAAAAUUGUCAUCAACGCUUGGAACUAUAGAGAACGUCUGGGAGCAUACAAGACUUUGCUAAAUGCUUCAGCCAAAUAUUUUUCUCCUUUUGGAUCCCAAAAUUUUGCUAAUAUUCUCUGGGGAUUGGCAUUGCAACAUGGGUGGCAGUUUCAUACAGGCAGAUUAGCAGAUCCUUCCAGUGUGACUUCCUGUGGCUACCAAGCUGGAGACCUUCUGUGCAUAUCUAUAAGAAGCUGGUGGGCCUGUAUGAAUUACUACCUGUCUAUGAUACCCUUUUUGGGUGCAGUGGAAGCUGGCCUUUUUGGAGAGUUGCCAUAUGAAAUAGAGAUAAUACCACCAGAGGAGCUAAGAGAGGAUUUUUGUUAUAGUGUUGCUGACUGCCGUUCUCGCAUUCCCAAGCUCAUGGAUGAGUGGAAGGCCUAUUUUGAAUAUCUGUUAUCUACAGACCAAAAAGCUGAGAUCCCUACAACAGAAUCCUCCUUCAGCCUGGAUGAUGCCCUCCAUCACAUGUGGAAGGCACACGUGGCCUCCAUUGCUCAUGCUUUACCUAAGUUCCAGGAGAGAUUAAUAUAUCUCUCUGAUCCAGAAGCAAAUUUUGGAGAAGACUGGGCUAAUGGUGUAGAUUUCAUUGCAGCAACACACUUCUCUACAGAUUUGUGGAAUACACACCACUUCCAGGCUUUCCUGCCUCAGAGGAUGCUUGUUGAAGGGGAUGUUAUCCCAUUCAUCCAUGACUUCAGUCCACAACAAAACAAAGUCUUGUUUUCACUGAGUGCUCUUUACAAUACAAAUAAAUUAACAGGAGGAUUGCUGCUGAAACUCUGGAGAAAGGCUAUGUCUACCGAAGCAGGAAGGGAACUGGGACGAAAAAUGAUUGAAGACUUGGUUGCAAGCCAGGAAUUUAACCCAAUGGAAAUAUAUGAUGAUGUGAAGGGAGGUGAUCUGGCAGCACCCAGUUUCUUGACAAAAAACAGCAUCAGUAUUGAUUGA